AUGUUUCAUAUUUUGUUUAAAUCAUCAUCACCUUUAUUUUCAGCCACUGGUGUGUUCCAGCAGCAAAAUAUUACGGUACUGAUAGGCGGGAGUCAAUCGGAGUCGCACGCAUGCUCACUGUCUACAGUUACUGGCAUCCCUCUAGUUCGUCUCUAUGAAAGGCUUAUACCAUUUAAUCAGUGCGAAAAAACAGUGGAUAUGUCAGUGGACUACACCUACAUUGCGCAAGCCACGUUUGACGUUCUAACCAGCUUUCACUGGAGGAAGAUUUCAUUAGUGUUUGAUGGUAACUAAGAGUGUCUUAGGCCCGAUUUAUUUAGAGGAAAGUUGCCCUGAAUGGAAAGGUCACCACUGCACGAAAAAUUGGAUUUACACAAAUUUGCUAGGGCAAAUAAGGUGCAAAAAAGUGCAAACUAUGAGAAAAUCAAAGGCAAAGAUGGUAAAUACCGCAUUUACCUUCUAGUUUACAUAGGGUUGAAAAUUCGUGGGCCAAUGCGUACAUCUUUGCCCUUGAAUUAACCUUAGGUUAACACUUUUUUGCACCAUAUUUGCACAGGGUAAAUUUGGUGUAAAUCAAAUUUUUCGUGCAGUGCACGCUCCUACUCGAGUUACCCUGGGCGGGACAAUUUUUCAUACGUUUCCUUACAAAACCGGUGGCGAACCGAUUAAAUAAGAAACAAAACAACUGGCUUGGCUAGAAGAGUGACCCGCCUAGCCUGGUCAGCCUUUAGUGAUGGUACUAGUGGGUCACCUUCCUAGCCAGGCCAAAUUUUCCCCAUGUAAACACUAUGGCUCGCCCACCCGGGUCAAUAAGGUCAAGGUAGGACAAUCGCGCUGUUUUAGACAAUCAGAUCACGUGCAGAGCAUGCGCGAGCGCUGUUGCGGGCAAAGGGGACAAAAUUUUUGUCAUAUAAAUUAAAAGCGCGCUAAAGUUGACUCAGCUGUAAGCUAGGGUGACUCUUCUACCCAGAACGCAUUUACUCCAUAUAAACGGGACCUAAGUAUUAUCCAGAAUUAUUUUCUGACAACGCAAAUUUCUAAUAAAGUGUGAUGUAAUUGUUAAUAAGAUUAUUCCUUUGCAGCUAUAAUUAGAACUCCAUUUAUGCUAAAGCUUUUCCGCAAAAACGCCUAUUUCAUGGAUAAAGCAUUGAACGGCUUUAUUUGCACCUUAUGUAUAACACUCAUGUCUGUCACUUCGACAGAGAAUCGGUUACUUGAUGCUGGUUACUUCUACGCAACUUUCCAGAAUUCUAACUUGGCCAUGAAUUUAGUCCAGCUCGCAAACGGAAGGACAAGUGAAGAACAGAGAAAGGCAGUUUUGAAAGCCACUGAGGAAAUAACAGAAUUUGGUCCUGAAGUUGUUCUGCUUUACACCAGCAAAGAAAUAGCCCAACUACUGUUGCAACAAGUAAGAUGAAAAAAAAACUUUGUCUAUUCUCAUUCGCGUAAAAUCUUAAUCCGUCACUAGGAAACCUGUCAAACCGGUUAAACCCCCUAUUAAUAUAUAACACAUGACCUUACUUUAAGGAGAUUCCCCUCAUUUUAUUCAUGUGAUAAAGACAAAAGGAUAUGACGUCAUCGACGUUAAUUUAUUCCCCGCAAGUUAUUGAGAUAAGUUAUUGAGAUUCCCACGCAAAAUAGGGCCUCAAAAAUGUCUACUAUACUACUGCCGAAAAAAGGGGUAAAAGCUAGUUGCUAAAAAAUCAUGCGCGACUUGUCGAGGCUAAGAAUGGGUUGACGAUGUGUAAAAAGGUUUUAGGUUCCUCCGCCUAACAUACCCACCCCCCCCCCCCCCCCCCCCAACCCACAUCCACAAGGAACCUCAUACUAUUAACCUUUAUAAAAUUAAGAUGUUUACAGUAUUUAUGAUAUAUUCAAAAGAGGGCUAUAUCAUAACUCAUUUCGUAAAGUUCAGUGGUUCCCAGCUAUUUCGGUACUUAAAAUAAGAAAAGUGGAAAUAGCUUGGCGUUUUAAUCUCUAUUUUUUAAAGGUACCCUGUGAUCUGAAGAAAUAUUACAAAUGGAUACUUCAAGAAGAGGUUUGUAUUUACUGUGACAUUACAUCAAGUAUUACUUUCUGAUCAACUUUUUUCAGGACGUUACUGAGGGAGUAAGCAACUCGAAGAAAUAUCUGAAAUUCAGGCUAGUUUUUUCAAUCUUCGUCAAACAAUGAGGAUACUGCCACCAGCAAGAGCACUUCGUUUUCCACGAGUCUUCCAAAAGAUUCAACCAGUGAACGCCUCGGCACACUCCGACUAUAUCCGGCUAGGGCUCCAAACGCAACUGAAGAAGUAUGGUAGCAUUAAUAUAUAGUUGAAGAAACCUUCCAAGGGGCUUUCACCAAUCAUAACCUGCGUUGUCGCCGGAAUUGUCACUCGAGAUCCAGAAGGAGAACUCGAUAUCCCGGAUCCAAACUGUCUGCGACACAGGCUUAUUGAUUUACAUAUCUGUCGAGCCACCGAUAUGCUAUAUUUUAAUUUCUCUCCACUGGUUAAUAAGAUACCCCGUAGCGCAUUACUUACGCUAUCAGGAUAAUAAUCAGUGGCGUCAGCUUCUUUGGUCUUUCUCUCACACGGAUUACGCAACCCACGAAAAAAAAGUAUUCUGUCAUGUGGGAAACAACGUCUGAUACCUUGCUAUAGCAAAGUGUUAGUUUCUCGAUAGCAUCGGAAAGUAAUAACGAAUUGUUGUGAGCAAUUAAGGUUUUACGAUACAUAAUAAAACAAUAUAUCUGAAUACCUUUUUACUUUUUACUUAGGUAUCCUUCAAGCUAGCCAGUUUUCCAAACAAUGUCGUUCUAGCUUUUAAGCUUCCAUACAUACCUGAUGCAAUUCCAGGCAUAAAUCUCGAGAAUUUCAACGAGGUAAGCUGCAGAAACGUCGUCUGCGUAAAAGGCCAAGUGAACCUGCUUGUCCCUAUUUGUUGUACCUCAUUUAAUUACUGUAUAAAACUGCCAUAUAAUAGCUCUUUCGAUAGCGGAGCUCCUGCGCGAGAAUUAAAGCGAGUGUUGGUAGCACCAUGGGUAAUAAAAUUUGGUUACCUAUGCAUCCAAGAAAUUUUGGCUGUAACAAAAUCGUGCGCUUUGGGUAUUAACCCAUUCGCCCCUGAACCGCCCGUAAAAGCCCGUGCGGAUCCACGUCCUUUCUACCCUUUGUGACGUUAUCAGUUUUAACGGUCAAAGACAAUUUUGUCCGCUAACUUGUGCAGAGUGAAGAGAUCUUUCAAACCAUACCAGAAUGAGUACAAUUCAGUCAAGGACAGCGGAGAAAGAAGCAAAAAACCAUGUAACAUUGACCUGAAAAUCUCCAUGAAAAUCUUGGUCCAUUGCUCACCUACCUUUCCUUUCACCUAAUCCUAAAAGCUUUGCUAAAACCUAUUCCCACCAAAAUGAAGCCUACUAAAUCCCAGCAAGAGAAAAAAAUGAGGCACGAAAAGCGAAAAAAGAGGGGAGGAGAGAAAGCGAAAAGUAAAAGUCAAGACUGCUGUGUCUCGAAAUUUUGGUUUCUGCGCAUGCCCGAACUUCGCAAGCUGAUAUUUUGCAUCUGGAUCAAAAGGCCGUGAAGUGUACGACCUGUAAACCGGUUUGUGGUACGUUUUAGCUCUUUAUAGCACGACAGUGACUAGAAAACCACUCGAAUAGCUUCAAAACGCGUUUUUCGGCAAAAUCUCCAGGAGCGAAUGGGUUAAUGUGAUGCAGUAUAACUGUUAUUUAAGUUGGUGGCACAAGAAAGCAAUAAUAUUAAAAAUGAAUGCACGAUUACCGUUAGUAGAAAUAUAGCGAGUAAUUGAGCAGUUAUUAACAUUUUGAAAUGGAAAAUAUCCUUCUGUAGGAUCUUACCGCUGUUCAGGCAUAUGAUGCGGUCCAGGUCAUUUAUCAAGCACUAAACAAAGCGCCGUGUUUAUCGCUAAACAAGUCUAGUAACAAUCAAAGGGAUAAAGAUCUCAUAUUUAACUGCAUGACAAAGGUACUGACUUCAUAUACCUUGAUUAGUUUUGCAGUUCUUAAAAAUAAGUCCAUGGCUCAUUCUCAAUUUUCACUCCUUGAGUAGCUUAAUCUUCCUCGUCAAGGAUCGACUUAAUUUUCAACUUUACUGGAGGACCCAUUUAACCAAUGUUCAGGUAGCCUAAAAGUGAGGAUAAGUGACGUUAAUCUGGGGGAAAAAAAAACUUUAGAACCUAGAAUAUGCCACCUUGUAAAAUCCGUUUAAAGCUGCAUGGUUAAAGCUGGUUUAAACAUCUGAAUUUUUUUUUCCUGCCAUGAAAAAGGCCGCUCAUGUCCUUACUGGAAGAUCAUUCCUUCUAGUCAAUAGGAAACCUGGCAAUCCGGCCUAUAAUCGAUUGAUUAAUUGAUUGACUGAUAGACUGAUUGAUUAAUUGAUUUAUUGAUUGACUGAUUGAUUGAUUGGUAGGUUGAUUGAUUGAUUGAUUGAUUGAUUGAUUGAUUGAUUGAUUGAUUGAUUGAUUGAGUGAGUGAGUGAGUGGUUGAGUGAGUGAGUGAUUGAUUUAUUGAUUGAUUGAUUGAUCGAGCGAUCGAUGGAUUGAACGAUCGACGGACUAAUUGCUAGGUUCAUUGUUUGUUUAGUUGAUUGAAAUAAAGUUUCCUAUUUUGACUUUAGGAGCAAUUUGUCACCGAAAAUUUGUACGGCAUCUGCGUCGGAGAAGUCGUGUUCAGUUCCAGAAAAUAAUGUUCCGCCAAGCACUCUCGUCCGAGAGAUGCCCACUUACUUUUCCAUGUAAAUUUAACCAUACCCUUUGUUUUUCUUCUUUGUUAAAGGUUGAUAUCUCGGGCAUAACUGGUCCUGUCCAGUUUGAUGAAAACGGAAUUCGAAUAGUCUCGCGACUGGAAAUCCUUAAUCUCCGCAACGACUCCUUUAAAAGGGUAAGUAGUAUGAAGGGUAUGAAUAAUCCUAUUUUGUUCAGUGCAUUUCUUAUUCAGACUGAGUUUUUUGAAAACGAAAGACAAUCUCUCGACUGGAUAUCGACAACAAAAAAUAUUCGCAAAGACUCCUAAGCGAGUGGGUAAUGUAAAGGGAUCUAAAUCAUCCCGUUUUGCUCGGCGCCUUUACUUCUUUUAAUUCUAAGACUGAGUUUUUAUUAAUAUUGACUUUGUUGAUGUGUCGAUGAUCAAACUUAAUUCGUAAAGGAACAUCUUUACCUUGUUACUUCUCUGAUUACCUAUUGACAUCGAAAACUGAAUCUUGCCGCACAUUUUCACGCGGAGGCUAAUACCUUUCCAGUACACCAAUAAAGCUAGUACAAACAUGUCCUGUGUCUUAAGUUUUUAUAGAUAUUUCAAUAUAUGAUUUUUAAGGCAAUCAAUAGUUAAGCUAUAAGUGAAAGAAAACUAAAAGCUAGUGGUUCGUUAUUUGAUUCUUUUUUAGAUAGGUUCUUGGAAUACAACUGAGGGUUUGAUGUUCUUUGAUAAAAUGUCAGCUAAUGCAGAGGAGAAUUCAUCUUCAAAUGGGAAUAGACUAGAACGCAGGACGUUCCGGAUUGUCACGGUUGAGGUAAAAACGAUUACAAGAAUAUUUAAGACCUCGAAUUGUUUCCUAACAACUUUUCUCUUCGAGGUUGCUUAAAUGCUUCGAAUAUGGUAAGCUCUUCUUUUUACAUCGUCAUCGCUAUUAUGAGGCUUUGCACUUGAUCUUCUAAUUCCCAUUUAUGUGAUCUCUCAUCAUCAUUUUUAAGCAAUCGUUAUUUGUUAUAACUACUUAGAUCAACAAAAUAAAAAAUACGAAAGAACCAAUUUAUUUUAAACUUGUAUUAUCAUUAAGCAGAGGCGUUUUCGAGCGACGCACGCGCGUCAACUGGAAGUGAGACCAUUUCCCUUUUAACAUUCCUCGACGCUACCGAAUUUGUAUAGCUAUAAAGUGUCUUUGCUCUUGCAGAGACGAUUUCUAGAAAAUUUGGGUAAAACCACUGCCCAAAGAAUGCAAACAAUUUGACUUCCGGUUGACCUGCUUCGCUCAGAAACGCUUUGGUUAAACUCCCUAAUCGUGAGCUUAGGACGUUUUUUAGCGACGCAUGUCAACCGGAAGUGGUCUUGUUUUUCAUUUUUUGACUACGGUUUUGCACAAAGUUGUGGAAAAAUCGUCUCUAUAACAGUAAAGACACUUAGAAACUCAAGUUUGGUAACGUCAAGGAGUUUUGAAGUGAAAAAGAUCGCACUUCCGAUUGGUGUGCGUUGCUCAAAACGCAUUUGCUUAAGCUUUCUCUUGACGCAUACCAUUUACUCUCCUUGAAGCUUGACCAAAUCCGAGUUGAUAACUGAUAUAUGUUGAUAUAUGCUGAUAAUUGUCCUGUUUUUAUUUUUACAAGGAGCCUCCCUUUGUGAUGGCAAAGAAGAACAAGGAUGGUACCUUUCAAUUUGAAGGAUACUGUGUGGAUCUGAUUAACGAACUGGCAAAAAUCUUCAAGUUCAAGUACGAGUUCUACUACUCCCCGGACGGCAAAUAUGGCGCCAGAAUGGAAAAUGGGACAUGGGAUGGGAUGGUCCGUGAGAUUUUGGAUGGGGUCUGUAUGGAUUAGAUCAUAUUUAACUCACAAUUAAUAUUAGCAUGACUUAAGGAUCCUUAGUGUUAUGUUUUUUAAAAAUGAGGAUGCUAGGAGUGGCCACCAGUAUGACCAUUGCUUUUCUGCGUUACAGUAUUUUUACUCGGGGGAGGGGGGGGUGCAACCAUAACUCAAUAGUACACGCUGAGACGUUAACCUUUUGUUUUAUAACGUACAUUUUAUGGCAAACGUUAGAAUUUGGUAACCGAUAGUAAGAAAAUGAGGUUUGUUGUUUUUUUGUGCGCUCUUCGGCGUUUGGCGUGUGUUAAUAAUUCCUGGCAAAGUUUUUCCCGCCUCGAGUAACGGUAACACCUUUUUCGCGUUCUCUCCAAACUUCGCACAUGCUUCAUAUCUCGACAUACGCAGGCAGACUCAUGAACAAAAUGCUAAUUAAUCAUUCAUUUUUAUCUAUAGAACGCAGACAUGGCAUCAGCAGCUAUAGCUAUAACGGAAGGACGUGAAAAAGUGAUGGAUUUUAGCGUUCCGUUCAUGUACUACACAGAGGAUUUGAUCAUGAAGAAGCCUUCGUCUGGAAACAAACCAAUAGACUUGUUACAAUUUAUGACUCCGUUUGAAAAUCUGGUUUGGUUUUGUACUCUAGCCACCUUAGUGAUCACCUCUGUCGCCGUAUUUGUACUAAACUAUUACAGUCCCUAUGGAUACAAAAAUGAAAAUGAUGAAGGCACUUCGGACGAAUUCAGUUUUUUCAACAGUGUGUGGUUUGCAUUAGCUUGUAUGCUGCAGCAAGGUGGUGAUAACACACCAAGAAGUUUGUCAGGUAGAAUUUAAAAAUCUACUUCUGCAAUUAAUGCGUCAAAUUUUCAGCUUUUCAAUCCCUUUUUAGAGGCAAAUAUACUUUUUAAUCGACUCAGUUUUGAAGAAAAAUGAAUGUCGGCAUGGUCGAAGCGUCAGAAAGGUCCCGUCUAUGUGGAGAAAAUCUGUCCUGGUAAAGAAGGUCACCCUCCCAGCCGACUCAGCUUUAACGAGCCUUAUAUGAGGAAAAUGUUAACUCUCCCCCCCCCCCCCCUCCGGCCACUUAUUCCCGCGUCAACAGUACUUGCACAUGCUUUGAUUGUCUCGCCUAACUGACUGUGUUUUUAUAGGGAAGAGUUGGACCGGCUUGAGGGUGACCCUACCGUCGAAACAGGGUGACCCGUCCUUUUAGGCGUGCCAACUUUUGUUUUUUGUGUAAACGAUUCACCUAGGAAAUGUAGGAAAAGUUGGCUCGCUCGGGGUUACCUCGGAUUGGCGAGUGAACCGUCUACUUGGGACAACUUUUCUCCAUGUAUAAAAGGGACAAAAUUGUCACUGUCAGUUCUAAGAAGUAGUUACCUUAGUCGGCUUUCUCAGAAUUUUAGCGUACAAAUUUUAUGUCCCCAGAGACUCCUCUGGUCACUUCACCCUGACUAAUAAGCCUUAGGAUACUAGGUCCGGAGGGACUCUGCAUAUGAAAGGGGUGGGGAUGCUCGUCGUCUCGCUUGGGGAUGUAAAUUUCGGAUUUUGGUCUCACUUACGGUGUUCUGGGCAAAACGCCAUCAUAUUUAGCCGUGAAGGUCUCGUUUAGGGUUGCACGCGUAAAAAAUAUAUCUAUUGUCUGUGUUUUAACAUGGUCUCUUUUAGGGGUCAAAAAAAGCUUGGGCCACGCAUAGAUCGGUCUCCUUUGGGAGUUUAAUUCAAAAUUUCCGACGAGCAUCCCUACCCCUUUCAUAUGCGAAGUCCCCUCCCCGGGAUACUAGGUAAGAUAAUUGCCUACUUUCAGACAUUUCAAUUACUUUUCGUUUUAUUUUUGAUUCAUUUCAUUUUCCGUCUUUCUGCAGGUCGUAUUCUUACCGGAUGUUACUGGUUUUGCAUCCUUGUCUGGGUCUCAACAUAUACCGCCAACCUAGCGGCUUUUCUUACUGUCAAAAAUGCAGCUCACCCAAUUAAAAGCCUGGAAGACAUUGCGCAAACUUCCCACCACGUUGGUGUAAUCGCAUCUACUAGUACACAGCAGUCGUUCGCGACCACCCAAUAUGAACCGCACUUAAAGAUUUGGCAGCGAAUGAAAGCAGAGCAAACAUUCGUCCAGAACACUUCUGAUGGAAUCCAACAAGUGAGAGAAAGAUCAAGCUUUGUGUUUAUCAAUGACGGGCCUAUUCUUGAGUAUAUUGCCAACCACCGUCCAUGCGACCUAAUGACAGGUAUGUAAAGACCCGGUGGAUCAAGAUGGUUUGCAUGACAGGAAAAGCCUUGCCCAUUGGUUACUAACCAGGACAAAAUUGCUUACUUCGUGACGGUCAUCUUUUUUCCCGAACGCAUUCUGAAAGCUUUUUAAUCAUUACUUAUUCAAUAACCAGAAAUAGUUCAAAAUCAAAAAUCCGCAGAAUUGUCGUGCCUUUACCCAUACACAAAAUGAUUCUUGGUGAUAUUUGCAGGGUAUGCAGGCAUACCGUAUUUAUUCGAUUAUCCGCCCUUGAACCUUGAGGGUUGGCGCUUAUUCCAUGCUGGGCAUCGAAUAAGCGAUGGCCGGUCUCUCUGCUGCCUGGUCUCAAGUGUCUGUCAUAUCAUAAGUUUAAGAAAGAAUGGAAGUCCUGCCUUCUAACCAACCAAAUCUGACCUUGCUUAUAUGUUCUAUCACUGAUAUUAUUUGAGAUUUUAUUCCUCUCUUUACUGCUGCCAAUUAUUUCAACAUGACGGUGUCCAACGAGAAAGCUCUUGCUACUUUGGACACCGUACACAAAUGAACUUAAUGUCUUUUAGUUAAUUAUUAUUUGUCAGCUACUUUAUUUUCCUACCUACGUACACUUUUGUAAAUAUCUUAUAUAGUGUGAAUAAAGAAUUGAAUUGAAUUGAAUUGAAUUGGGCGUUUAUUAAAUUUUCACCAUUUUCAGCAAGUGUAGUAUGUUUAUUUUGUAACCAAACGAUGAAUGCUGAAAACAAAACGCGAAGAAGUAACAAAGCAAGAUUUCUGUAAAAUACUCUGAAGAAAACUCCGUCCUCAAUUUCAGUCUCAAUCUCAUUGUCACUCAAGUGGUGGGGUGGGGAUGGGCGCUCAUUUGGAUUUAAUUGGGAGGAGGAAGGGGUGUGGUUUGUGGGUGGGAGUAAGCACGUAUUAAUUUUUUCUGCCUUUAGGAUGGGCGCUUAUUCGAGGUGGGCGCUUAUUCGAAUAAAUAAGGUAGUAUUAUAACUCAGUGAAAAAGUUGGGCCAAUUUUUUCAAGUUUCAAUCCUUUUCCAUCCUUGCCAUUGAAAUUAAAUUGAUGAAAAGACACUCAGUUUAGCUUUUUAAAAAGAUAGCCAAUAGGGUUGAAAUAGCCCCUUUAAACGGGUAUGAAAUGCUCCUUUCACAAGCCGAAAAAAAACCUCGGCUAACCGGGUUAAUCCUCUCUCAAUAAAGACAAUGAAAUUUUACAAAGGAAGUAGAGGUGGAGCAAGAUCGUCGUCAACCGAUACAGCCAGUCCAGCCGGGCAAAAAGUUAAUCAGGGAUUUUUUUUUGCCCUUUAUUUGAAGAGUGGUAUCUCCUGACUGCUUUCCAAAACUCAUACCUGCCUGCCAGACCAAGGCCUUGAUACUCUUUUUUUUUCUCUUGAAAAUGAAAUAAGUUUUUAACAAGAGUUUUUGAUGAAAAAUCAUCUCUUUCGUGCAUACUAGCUAUUCAGGAUUUGACUUACCUGGCUGGAUAGUUUUGAUUAAAGGUGAAAUUCUCAUUACGACGGGAAUGGUCUACCCGGCCGACAAUAAUGGAAAGCGCCCUUAGUUAUAUGCUCAAACAGUCAUUAUUGCUUGAUCCUAAUUAUAUGGUUGAGAGAAUUUCCAGAACAAUAUGACAAAUCAGUUUCAUUUUCCAUCCAGUUCCAGGUCUCAGUAGAGCCAAGGGACUGGCGCUCGGUUUUCAAGCUUAUGAUCCACAUACUAUGGAUUUUACUCUGGCCAUUUUGCGUCUUCAUGAAAAUGACUUCCUUGAUAAUUUGAAGCGAAAGUGGUGGGACAAAGCCAAUGAAUGUCCCAAAGAACAGGAAACAAGUGAGUUACACAAGAAAUUGCAUAAAUUUGUUUAUUCACGAAACCCUUAA
Messenger RNA from Porites lobata, 10602 nucleotides. Lineage: Eukaryota; Metazoa; Cnidaria; Anthozoa; Scleractinia; Poritidae. The record is from the annotation of a GenBank genome assembly.